CACUACAACUGCUUUUGUGAGCAAAUCUUGUCCUGCCUAGUAACAGUUGCUAGGUAUGAGGUUGGUUUAAGGCUGUAAGAGGUCAGUUAAUAAAUCCUCUCCCAUCAUCAGUCCGCAUUAUGUUAUUGAGCUCCUUACCACAUGUGCUUCUUAACCUGCAGACAAAUGUUUUAGACAUCAUCCUAAUGGUGAAUGAUUUUAUCUUUUAACUGGACUGCAUGUUUUCUAUAGUAACAGUAAGCAUUUUGUCUGCAAGGAUUAGGGCAGUUUGGACAUUUUAGUAACAACCUUGAAUAUUUUAUACAACCAUGAUUAGAAAUCCAGAUUUGAGCUCCUUUGUUUGUUGUGCUGUAUGCUCAAAAAUAAUACCACCACCACCUACACCUGCUACUUUUGAACGGAUUCGGGAGUAUAAGCCUUACAAAACGCGGUAUUACACUCAUCGGGAUAUAUUAGAUCUUGGGGCAGAUCUUCAACAAGAACAAUGUGAAAAAAAGGAAUUAGAAGUAAAAGAACGGAUUGAAAAAAUUAAAGCCGAACUAUGGUCUCAGGCUAAAGAGGAAAAAGAAGAUGCAGUGGAACAAGCCCUUGAUCAGGCAACUGCUGAACACAACAGUUUCUUGGAAGACCUAAAAAAAAAGCACGAAAAGGAACUAAAGGAAGUGGUGAUAAAAAAGAAGAGAGAGAUGCAGCGGCACCUGGAAGAUGAGCUGAAGAGGGAAUCUGAAGCUGCAGAGCAGCGCAUGGCUCACAAACUUCAGCGCAUCCUGAUGGAGUGUGCUUUGGAAAAGAUGCACGCUGUAGCUGAUGCCAGAAAACAGGAGAGGCAGACAGCAUCCCAAGCAAUGGCCACGCUGAAAAAAAAGUACACAGAACAACUCCUGGAAGCUGGGGUAUUGGCUAACAAAAUACAUCAGAAGAACCUGGAUCAAUUAAAAAAAGAAAAACAUUAUGAAAUGAGUGUUGCCUUGGACAUCACUCAAAAAGAGAAACAAGAGGAGGCUGAAAAACAGCUCAAAGAAGCAGAGAUAACACAUCAGGCCAUAUAUGGAGAAGUGACGACCAGCCUGAGAGAGACGGAAGCUCAAGUACAGACUCUUACCCAACAGCUGGAAAGCAUGACAGCUUGGAAAGACAACCUGGAAGCUGAAAUAGAAGGAACAAGACAAUCUUUUCAAAACUACAUUGAUAUUACGUUUCCUAAGCUGACCCCAGGACAAGCAGAUUUUAUCCUGCCAUUCAGAAAGAGAUUUGAACACAGGGAUAUAAAAAAUGAAGCAACAGAUAAUGACAAGGAACAUAAAGACAGGAUCGAUGUGAGAUUUACUGCUAGUGCAGAUCAGCAUUUCCAAUAGGUAAUGCUGAAAAUUAAAUCAAUUUCUGUUCA
This is a messenger RNA of Chelonia mydas (Green sea turtle), 1387 nucleotides long. It is a transcript of the gene C3H6orf163, whose product is annotated as chromosome 3 C6orf163 homolog. The transcript has 5 exons. The record is from RefSeq and is a predicted model, not a curated record. Lineage: Eukaryota; Metazoa; Chordata; Testudines; Cheloniidae. Bases 309 to 1355 code for a protein of 348 amino acids.